Castor canadensis (American beaver) is the source of this 1752-nucleotide messenger RNA. RefSeq names its product dual specificity phosphatase 11 (gene Dusp11). Gene Ontology annotation, molecular function: polynucleotide 5'-phosphatase activity. Gene Ontology annotation, biological process: protein dephosphorylation. The record is from RefSeq and is a predicted model, not a curated record. NCBI's taxonomy places the organism in Eukaryota, Metazoa, Chordata, Mammalia, Rodentia, Castoridae.
CAUCUUGGUGCCCAUAUGAACCAAUGGCAUCAUGCCCGCAGUGGCUGGGGUCGGGGACGCGACUUUUGCGGACGUCCCCCGCCCAAGAGGAAGGGCGGAAACCACAUCCCGGAGAGGUAAUGUGCUUUGGCUCUUGGGCGUAGGCUCGUCUCUCGCUGUCCCUUCCUCAUUGUCGCCUCCUGCUUAGGGACCUUGACUUGCUGCAACGCCCGCGGUAGUUGGAAGGGAUGGUGGCUGAAGUUCCGUGAUUCCUCUCCACCUUUUAAAGUUAGGCUCUGUGCGUGGCUCCCUGGGUAAAAUAAGGAAAGGACUGCUUCCAGGCGGGACUACUCGUGUUGGGGACACUCCUUAAUUAGCAAAAGGGACCCUCCGCGCAGUUCCUGAAGUUUUGUUAUUUUGACACAGAAAACGGGAGUAAUAAGAUCUAAGUUGGAAAGAACCCCCAGUACUGGCCUGAGGGCUUCGAUGGAAAGUUGAUUUGCAUUUUUUGCGGGAGUCGGAGAGGGCAAAGUGGGCUACGCACCAGGUGUCAUUUGAGAGAACUUCCUGUCUGCGUUCAAAUGGUGGAAAGACUAUCUCCCAGUUGGACAACGGAUGCCUGGGACUCGUUUUAUUGCUUUCAAAGUUCCUUUGCAAAAGAAGUUUGAAGUGAAUCUUGCUCCAGAAGAACGCUUUUCCCCUUUGGAUCUUUUUAACAAAAUCCAAGAACAAAAUGAAGAGAUUGGACUGAUUAUUGAUUUAACAUAUACUCAGCGCUAUUAUAAACCAGAGGAAUUACCAGAAACUGUUUCUUACUUAAAAAUUUUUACAGUUGGGCAUCAGAUACCUCAUGAUGAUACUAUUUUUAAAUUCAAAUGUGCUGUUAAUGGAUUUUUGAAAGAAAAUAAAGACAAUGACAAACUUAUUGGUGUUCACUGUACUCAUGGUUUAAAUAGAACUGGCUACCUCAUCUGCAGAUAUUUGAUUGAUGUAGAAGGCAUGAGGCCAGAUGAUGCAAUUGAAUUAUUCAAUAGGUGCCGAGGACAUUGCAUAGAAAGACAAAACUACAUUGAAGACCUUCACAAUGGACCUAUCAGAAAGAAAUUGAAUUCUGCUGCAUCUAGGUCAGGUGGUUUGGAAGACUCAGCACAUCUCAUGGAACCAGUCCACCCCACUAACAAGUCUGUGAACCAAGGACCUAAGUAUAACCUAUACCGAACCUGUGGUUAUCCAACACCUUCUCAGCGUUUUCACACCCAGACCCAGAGCUUGCAGCAGCCAUUCAGAAAAUUUUCACAGAAUCAGAAUGCUUAUCAGAAAAGCCGUAUUCCUCCUCCCGGCCCCACUGGAGAGGACUAUUCACAAAAAAGAUACAUUUGGAAUGUGAAGCCAAAUGGCAGUCAAGCAGCCCAGAAUAAGAAGUGGUUUGCUGCCGGUUACCAGAGACUAUCCUACCCAACCUAUUGGGGAUGGACCGAGUGAGACAAACCUGUCCUGGUACUACUCUACCUGGAGAUGAGAGCUCAGUGAGGAUGGCUAGAGUGACUUUUAAUAAAAUCAGGUCAAAUGAGUCUUCGUCCCCCCUCCCCCCCACUUUUUAGAAUCAAUUUUAUUGCUUCUUUGUAUGUGUUCAGACUUAAAAGAAUUACAUCAAUAUUUACCUCUUUGCUGACAGAGGCACAGUAAUUACAGCAAUUCAAAAUAAAACUGUCAUUCCAGUCUUAAAUUUUUCUAAAGAGAAGAUAUUUUAAGAACUGAGAAACUAUUAAAGAA